GAUGACCGGCCAGCCGGCUCCGUCUUAUUUAAAUACUAGUUCGAGUCGUGCAACCGCCCACACACACUCCCAUACUCUUAGCUUCACCCUCGUCUUCACUCUACAUACCUCGAGAUGACCGUGCCUGCAGUUGAAGUUGCCAUCUUUACCGCAAGCGAAGCAUACAAGAAGGAUCCCACCGUCAUCCUUCCAGCUCUAAAGCUGCUUCAAAGUAUCUCCGGCUGCGUUAGCAUCUGGCAUGGUCUCCAGAUACAGGACUCAUCGCUCCUAUACCUCGUCAUCUUCUGGGAGACGCUCGAUCAUCACCUUGUCUACAUGAAUGACAAGGAAGAGUAUCCGAAGCUCGGUAUCGCCAUGCAGCCUGCUAUUGAGAAGCUUCUCGGCCUGUACCACGUCCGCUUCCCGAUAGACAUCCAGCCCGCGCUCGAUGCGCCCGUGACGGAGAUCGCGCAGUGGACUGUCUCUGAAGGUGCUGACCUCAGCGCAUUCCAGGAGAAGGUUAAGGCGCUCAUUAACGCGGCCCACGCUGGCGCGCCGAACGAGGUCUUUCUUGGCGGUCUUGGCGAGGUUGUUGAGGGAGAGAGAAAGCUCUCAGUCGUCCUUGGCUGGCACAGCUUGGAGCGGUUCGGCGCUGCGAUCCAAAGCAACCAGACGUGCCUUGAUUUAAUAACGGAGUUGAGGAAGCUUGGAGAGUCUGAGCUCAAGCAUGCCAAUCUCCACAAGUACAAUAAGGACUAGUGUUUGAUACGACAUGGAGCUAUGUUAACGAAAGCAGACGCGUGGCAUUUGCUAUCCACCAAUAUAAGACCCAUGUGGCCGAGGUUGUAUAUUUUCCUACAUUUGCAAAGUGAGUGCGUGAUGCGCUUAAGAUAUCUUCUAUCAAUGUCCAAACUUUAGAUUGUGCGGAUGCUGCUUAACGCCUGCUUUAUUAGUGGAAUAAAUUAAGUGCACGUUAGAUAUAGCGCUAUACGC
Phanerochaete carnosa HHB-10118-sp is the source of this 972-nucleotide messenger RNA. RefSeq lists its product as uncharacterized. Bases 115 to 738 code for a protein of 207 amino acids. The record is from RefSeq and is a predicted model, not a curated record. NCBI's taxonomy places the organism in Eukaryota, Fungi, Basidiomycota, Agaricomycetes, Polyporales, Phanerochaetaceae. The transcript is spliced from 4 exons.